AUGUGUUGGCUUGCUGGCGGUUCUGCCUUCUCAGUUCUGCGGGACGAGAACUUACUCGUCCAGAUCACGCAGUACCAAUGCGGCAUCUUCGAAUGCCUCAGGUCGACGUUCCUACGCAACCAUCACUUCCUCCACAGAUCUGUCUUCAUCGAGCCGAGCUUUGGCAUCGUUCGACAUCGACGGCUAGUUGCGCUUGACCUCGUCCAAACCGGCGACAUACAGCUCCUUCAAGUGUUGAUGCGAUGCCGCAUCGAAGACAUCACCCAGACGAUAUCAGAACACUGGAAACUCAUGGACUUUGCGGCCAUGUACGGCCAUCUGCCCGUCCUGGAGUUCCUUCAUGCCUCGGGACUGCCGAUAUGCACCAUGCACGCGUUGGACCUUGCCGCACAACACGGACAUUUGGCCGUUGUUAAGUUUCUGCAUUUUCACCGCACAGAAGGCUGCUCCCGACGUGCCAUGGAGUCCGCCGCCGAGCGCGGUCAUCUCUCUGUCGUCCAGUUUUUGAAUGAUCAUCGAAGCGAAGGGUGCCGGGCGUUGGCAAUGGACCGGGCAGCGGCCAAUGGCCAUUUGGACGUGGUGGCGUUUCUACAUGCGCAUCGGUCGGAGGGUUGUACGACCUUGGCUAUGGACGAAGCCGCAGCCCACGGCCACCUCGAGGUCGUCCAAUUUCUCCACCAACAUCGUACAGAGGGAUGCACCGCGUGGGCAGUGGACCAGGCAGCCACGUAUGGCCAUCUAGAAGUCGUCCAGUAUUUGUUGCAGCAUCGGAACGAAGGUGGGAUGGCCGGGACCAUCGAUAAAGCCGCGGCCAAGGGACAUUUGGCAAUCGUCAAGUACUUGCAUGCCCACGCCAUUGAAGGAUGCACCCAUCGAGCCAUGGACGGCGCGGCCGAAGGUGGACAUUUGGAGGUAGUUGAGUUUCUUCAUUCGCAUCGACGGGAAGGCUGCUCGAUGCACGCCAUGAAUCUCGCAGCCAAGAAUGGCUACUUCAAUGUCGUUCGCUUCCUCCAUGACCACCGCCACGAAGGAUGUACCGCGGCGGCCGUCGACGACGCUGCAAGAAAUGGCCAUCUGGAGGUCGUCAAGUUUUUGCUGACGUUUCGCACCGAAGGCCACAGUGCCCAGGCUAUUCAGGCUGCCGCUCAAGCGGGACAUGUCGAAGUGGUCAAGUAUCUCCAUGCGAAAGCCAUCGUUGGCUGUGGAGAAAGGGAUUCAGGCUUGGCGUCACUGGCCGUUCCUCGGAUACGAGCAUGGGAUGCCACAGAGUGGAGGAUGUAGUAGUAGUAACCUUCGUCGUGCUAUGGAUGUAUAUCGUGACGUAGUAUCGUCGUCGAUGGGAGGAUGUCAAACCAUGAACCCUUGCAACAACAGGGGAACAUGAUACAUGUAUCUUUGUGGG
Molecule: messenger RNA, 1402 nt
Organism: Aphanomyces astaci
Lineage: Eukaryota; Oomycota; Saprolegniomycetes; Saprolegniales; Verrucalvaceae
Exons: 3
Coding region: 1-1281 (426 amino acids)
Molecular function (GO): protein binding
Source: RefSeq, a predicted model, not a curated record